GACGUCAUCUACACAGCAGCGAGCAGGGCUGGUCCAGCGCGCGUGUGUACAAAACGGACUUAAGCUAGAGCAUCAGCAAGGACACUGACCCACACAGGACACCUCUUCUCCACUUCACUGAAAACAUACGUGCAACAUGGGCAACGUCCAACCAACCAUUACCCCCUUUGAGGAGUUUGAUGUUGGGGCCGAUAUCAAGGCCAUUCGCAAAGCCUGCAAAGGUUUGGGGACAGAUGAGGAGGCCAUCAUUGAGAUCUUGGCCAAUCGUUCGUCAGCACAGCGCUUGGAAAUCAAACAAGCAUAUUUUGAAAAAUAUGACGAUGAGUUGGAGGAGGUCUUAAAGAAGGAGCUGACUGGUAGUUUUGAGAAGGCCAUCGUGGCCAUGCUAGAUCCACCAAACAUCUACUACGCCAAGGAGCUCAGGAAGGCAGUGAAAGGGGCGGGCACUGACGAGGCCGUCCUGGUGGAGAUCCUGUGCACCAGCACCAAUCAGGAGAUCCUGAGCUGCGUUGAGGCCUAUGCUCAGGUGAACGAACGUGACAUGGAGGCUGACAUUGAGGAUGACACCAGUGGAGACGUCAAACAUCUUUUGAUCUCCUUACUGCAGGCCAACAGGGAUGAGGGCUUUGAGGUGGACGAGGGACUGGCCGAACAGGACGCGACUGCUCUGUUUGAGGCAGGCGAGGGUCGCUUUGGGACGGACGAGUCGACCUUCAGUUACAUUCUGACCCACAGGAACUACCUGCAGCUUCAGGCCACCUUUAAAGUCUAUGAGCAGCUCUCUGGGACGGACAUCCUGGAUGCCAUCGACGAUGAGGUCACUGGGACUUUAAAGGAUUGUUACAUCACCCUGGUGCGGUGUGCCAAAAACCCCCAGCUCUUCUUUGCCCGUCGCCUGAACGCUGCCAUGAAAGGGGUGGGCACUGACGAGGACACGCUCAUCCGCAUUAUUGUCGGUCGCUCCGAGUUUGACCUGGAAACCAUUAAGGAGAUGUACCUGGAGAAGUAUGAUGUUCCUCUGAAAGACGCUCUAAGCUCUGAGUGUGGAGGGGACUUCAAGCGCCUUCUGCUAGAAAUUCUGCACUAAAGACAAAGACCUUGUCUUUUCAUGCUACUAUUCCUGCCCCCCCAUCUCUUUUUUGUUCUUCCUUUUACAAUAACACCUUUUGUCUCCUUCUAGUUCUCUUUCUUCUCCACCUGGCUCACCUUCUUCACCCUUUCCUGAAGGUUCCUCUUCUGCGUCGUCUCUUUUUAGUAGUGAGCCACUCUGACUGCAGCACAGACCAAAAACCAACUUAACCGUUAUGUGUUUCUAACUCAGAUGAAUUGUACAACGUUAACUUUUACAUCCAGUUGUUAUGAACCCAGUGUUGCCAGACAGGCAAGGCAGGACGUUGGAUAAGUAGAAGCUCAUCUUUGAUAAUGCUUGUAUGACUUUUAUCACACUUUUCCUCACACAGUUUGAUAUCGUUCUUGUUCUGGCUUCUUAAAUGCAGAACGGAUUGAAUAAAAUUGUCAUAUUUGCUGCUCA
Molecule: messenger RNA, 1531 nt
Organism: Esox lucius (northern pike)
Lineage: Eukaryota; Metazoa; Chordata; Actinopteri; Esociformes; Esocidae
Gene: anxa13l
Product: annexin A13, like
Exons: 11
Coding region: 137-1087 (316 amino acids)
Cellular component (GO): cytoplasm
Molecular function (GO): calcium ion binding; calcium-dependent phospholipid binding
Source: RefSeq, a predicted model, not a curated record